Folsomia candida is the source of this 1264-nucleotide messenger RNA. Its product is annotated as lateral signaling target protein 2 homolog. The record is from RefSeq and is a predicted model, not a curated record. The transcript has 2 exons. NCBI's taxonomy places the organism in Eukaryota, Metazoa, Arthropoda, Collembola, Entomobryomorpha, Isotomidae. The coding region runs from base 221 to 1156 and encodes 311 amino acids.
AUAGACAAAUGGAUCCAAUUUCCUCACACACAAAAGUGACUCUCGCCCAUCGCCACAUCCACAUCGCGUCGACGAAGCGAGAAGACGGGGAAAAAGCACAUUUCCUUAAAGACUUUUCUUUGCCAAACCACUUUGAGUUAAGACUGACUGACGUUCUUUAUUGAAAUUUUGAGGUUUCCUUCGUCUCAAGGGGCCUCGUCUGCACCGAUCUGGCUGAAAAAUGAAGUUUUUGAUUGCAAUACGAACCUUUGUUGUAAUAUUUGGAGCUUCAGCUUUCACUAAGGCGGAUCAUCAUCACCUAACCCCCCAAGGAAAUGAGGAUGAUAAAGGUGUCAGCAUUGUGGAGAGUAUUACUGUUUCAAAUUUCAAUGCGAGUAGUCUAACCGUGGGUGGAAAUGAGAAAGAUGAAGAAACCAAAGACGGACAGAUUCAUAAUAAGACGACGAUGACGAGUAGUGUCAGCAGGAACAACAACAGUUCUUCUGAGCAACAACAAGAGCAACAUGUUUUCGAACUUGGGGAAGUUGAAAAUUCGACAAACUUUUCCGACAACUUCAAGGAUAAUGAACUAUCGACAGACCUUCUUCCUCCACCGAUUGGUUCAUUGUCUCAAUUUUCUGAUGAUAACUUGGAAACUUUAGCACCACCCGAGGUCCUCCCAAUUCUUCCUGACAUGGACGGCUCGUUGACAGAUACCGAAUCCAAUUACAGUGACGACCCCGAAGAAGAAAAUCCUCCCAGAAAGUCGACCCAUAAUAAGGGCAGGAACUUAUUAGAAGGGGAAAACAUGGAUACAGCCGAAUUUAGUAUUGGUAUUAUGCCAUAUUAUUGGCAUAGUCGACGCUAUCACAGACCGGACCCUGUGUGGUACCCUCCAAUAAAUACGCUUUACAACAAUGACUAUGACCGGAGACGGUAUCGUGGGUUUCCUGCGUUUGCUUAUCUUGGGGGGAAUCGUCAUCACCACCACCAUCGUCCCAGCCAUCAUCACCAUCAUCAUCACGGUCACUCUCACAGUGGUCAUUCUCACAGUGGUCACUCCCACGGUGGUCAUUCUCACGGUGGAGGUGGUCACGUUCAUGUAGGAGGAGGUGGUCAUUCGCACGGAGGUGGUGGUCAUUCCCACGGAGGAGGUGGAGGUCACUCUCACGGUUGACGACAUGGAGGUCAAAGAUUAACGAGAUCAUACAAACUAAAUAUCUCCCCAAAAUACUUAAAAAAUCUUUAUUACAAAAUAUAAAUAAAGUCAACUACUUAAAUUAUA